Achroia grisella is the source of this 4391-nucleotide messenger RNA. RefSeq names its product splicing factor 3B subunit 1 (gene Sf3b1). Gene Ontology annotation, molecular function: mRNA binding. NCBI's taxonomy places the organism in Eukaryota, Metazoa, Arthropoda, Insecta, Lepidoptera, Pyralidae. Bases 136 to 4152 code for a protein of 1338 amino acids. Gene Ontology annotation, cellular component: U2 snRNP; U2-type prespliceosome; catalytic step 2 spliceosome. The record is from RefSeq and is a predicted model, not a curated record. The transcript is spliced from 21 exons. Gene Ontology annotation, biological process: spliceosomal complex assembly.
CCUCGCCCUUCCCCCCGACCCCGCCGUGUGCUAUAAUCAAGACUUUUCUAAGAAAAGUUGCAUUGUUAUUUAAAAAACAACUAUUCAUUCCAAUUAUCGUUGAGUUUUUAAUUUGUUUUCUAUGAUUUCAAUAUAAUGGAUAAAAUACCUAGGACGCAUGAAGCGAUUGAAGCUCAAAUAAGAGAAAUACAAUCUAAGAAAAGUGAACUACCAGAAAAUGGUGCAAAUAAAGGCGUUUCCCUGGGAGAGACGUAUUACGACAGUGACAUAUAUGAUAGUUCCGGACAGGGAGGUAAAUCAAGGUACGAUGGAUAUGUCACAUCAAUUGCAGCUAAUGAUGAAGUUGAAGAUGAAGACAUAGAAAAUGUACCAAUUUCACAAAAGAGGCCGGGUUACACAGCACCAGCAUCCUUACUAAAUGAUAUUGCACAGAGUGAUAAAGAUUAUGAUCCAUUUGCUGAGAAAAGGAGACCAACUAUUGCGGACAGGGAAGAUGAGUAUCGUCAAAAGAGACGUAGGAUGAUUAUAUCUCCAGAACGUAUGGACCCAUUUGCUGAAGGUGGUAAAACUCCAGAUGUUGGUUCUCGAACCUAUACUGAAAUUAUGAAGGAGCAAUACCUUCGUGCUGAAGAAACAGAGUUACGAAAAAAGUUAUUAGAAAGAGCACGAGAAGGAACUCUCAAGCCUGUAGCACAGCCAAAUGGUGAAGCUGUAAAACCAGUGGCAGCCAAACGCAAGGGACGCUGGGACCAGAGUUCAGAUGAUACUCCAUCUGUAAAAAAGACACUUUCUGCUACACCCAGUUCACAGGCAACACCAUCCUGGGAUACAGAGAGAGGCGCGUGGGAGGAGACGCCGGGCGCGGGCGGACGCGGCGGUGAGACACCGGGCGCGACACCGUCGGCGCGCGCCUGGGACGCCACGCCCGGACAUGCCACGCCCGGACACGCCACGCCCGGACGCGACACUCCCGCGCACCAUGCCUCCCGCCGCAACCGAUGGGACGAGACCCCCAAGACCGAUAGAGAGACUCCCGGCCACAACAGCGGCUGGGCGGAGACGCCCCGUACCGACCGUGGCGGUGUAGACACCAUCCAGGAGACGCCGACGCCGGGCACCAAGCGGCGUUCGCGAUGGGACGAGACACCGGGCGCCACGCCCGUCGCCGCCACUCCCACGCCGUCGCACGCUACACCUUCUCACGCCACGCCCUCGCAUGCCACGCCUUCGCACGCCACACCCACUCCUGGCCACACGCCGGUGUUCACACCGGGAGGGUCAACUCCUGUAGGAGUAAAGGCUAUGGCCAUGGCCACACCCACACCCGGCCAUGUUGCUGCUAUGACACCAGAGCAGCUGCAGGCUUACCGUUGGGAGAAAGAAAUAGAUGAGCGUAAUAGGCCAUAUACCGAUGAAGAACUGGAUGCCAUGUUCCCAGCUGGGUACAAGGUUUUGCCACCACCGGCCGGUUAUGUUCCGAUUCGGACUCCGGCUCGUAAGCUGACCGCAACACCAACACCCUUGGGUGGUACCCCAAUCGGCUUUUUCAUGCAGACGGAGGAAGUCGGAGGGUCCGCUGCAGCCGCGGCGCGCCUGCUCGAUCCGCAGCCCAAGGGUAGCCAGCAACUGCCCUUCAUGAAACCAGAAGAUGCACAGUACUUUGACAAACUGCUCAUUGAUGUCGACGAGGAUACACUCUCCCCGGAAGAAUUAAAGGAGAGGAAAAUUAUGAAGCUAUUACUCAAAAUUAAGAAUGGUACGCCACCUAUGUGCAAAGCUGCUUUGCGCCAAAUCACAGACAAAGCACGAGAAUUUGGUGCGGGUCCACUUUUUAAUCAAAUUCUACCAUUGCUCAUGAGCCCGACUUUGGAAGACCAAGAACGUCAUUUGCUGGUUAAAGUUAUUGAUAGAAUCUUAUACAAAUUAGAUGACUUGGUUCGACCUUAUGUUCACAAGAUAUUAGUCGUGAUUGAACCUCUUCUUAUUGAUGAAGAUUACUAUGCUCGUGUAGAAGGCAGAGAAAUCAUUUCAAACUUAGCGAAAGCAGCAGGGCUUGCCACUAUGAUAUCCACAAUGAGACCUGAUAUUGAUAACAUUGAUGAGUAUGUGAGAAAUACGACGGCAAGAGCAUUUGCCGUUGUAGCCUCUGCUUUAGGUAUUCCUUCUCUACUGCCAUUCUUGAAAGCUGUCUGUAGAUCAAAGAAGUCAUGGCAAGCUCGCCAUACUGGAAUAAAAAUUGUACAACAAAUUGCCAUUCUUAUGGGAUGUGCUAUAUUGCCCCACCUAAAAUCUCUUGUGGAAAUCAUUGAACACGGAUUGGUUGAUGAACAACAAAAAGUACGAACCAUCACAGCCUUAGCGAGUGCCGCUCUCGCUGAAGCCGCCACCCCUUACGGCAUUGAAUCAUUUGAUUCUGUACUUAAGCCACUUUGGAAAGGUAUCAGAACCCAUCGUGGUAAAGGAUUGGCAGCUUUCUUGAAAGCAAUUGGUUACCUUAUUCCUCUUAUGGAUGCUGAGUAUGCUAACUAUUACACACGUGAAGUGAUGCUUAUCCUUAUUCGUGAGUUCCAGUCUCCUGAUGAGGAAAUGAAGAAAAUAGUAUUAAAAGUUGUUAAACAAUGCUGUGGUACUGAUGGUGUAGAGCCACAAUACAUAAUGGACGAAAUUUUACCACACUUUUUCAAACAUUUCUGGAAUCACCGUAUGGCUCUUGAUAGACGCAACUAUCGUCAACUUGUUGAUACCACUGUUGAAAUCGCCAAUAAAGUUGGAGCCUCUGAAAUCAUAAACAGAAUAGUUGAUGACUUAAAAGAUGAUAAUGAGCAGUACAGAAAAAUGGUAAUGGAGUCCAUUGAGAAAAUUCUUGCAAAUUUGGGAGCUGCUGACAUAGAUUCAAAGCUUGAGGAAGCUCUUAUUGACGGCAUUCUUUACGCAUUCCAAGAACAAACAACUGAGGAUGUUGUAAUGUUAAACGGUUUCGGAACAAUAGUGAACCAGUUGGGUAAACGAGUGAAGCCCUACCUGCCGCAGAUUUGUGGUAUUAUUUUGUGGCGUAUGAACAACAAAUCUGCCAAAGUGCGUCAACAAGCUGCUGAUCUUAUUUCCAGGAUUGCUGUUGUGAUGAAAACUUGCCAAGAGGAAAAAUUAAUGGGACAUCUUGGCGUGGUUCUUUACGAAUAUUUGGGUGAAGAAUAUCCCGAAGUGCUUGGAUCAAUACUGGGCGCACUUAAGGCUAUCGUCAACGUUAUUGGUAUGACGAAAAUGACACCACCCAUCAAAGAUCUUCUACCAAGACUGACACCUAUAUUGAAAAACAGACAUGAAAAGGUACAAGAAAAUUGCAUAGAUUUGGUUGGGCGCAUUGCAGAUAGAGGACCAGAAUUUGUGUCUGCUAGAGAAUGGAUGAGAAUAUGCUUUGAACUCUUGGAACUGCUUAAAGCGCAUAAGAAAGCUAUCAGGAGAGCAACAGUAAACACAUUUGGUUACAUUGCCAAAGCUAUUGGCCCUCAUGAUGUGUUGGCAACCCUAUUAAAUAACUUAAAGGUUCAGGAGCGACAGAACAGAGUAUGCACUACAGUUGCAAUCGCCAUUGUUGCGGAAACCUGUUCACCUUUCACAGUACUACCGGCAUUAAUGAACGAGUAUAGAGUUCCUGAGUUGAAUGUACAGAAUGGCGUUUUGAAAUCAUUAUCAUUUCUGUUUGAAUACAUUGGUGAAAUGGGCAAAGAUUAUAUUUACGCCGUUUGCCCGUUACUCGAAGAUGCCCUUAUGGAUAGAGAUCUUGUUCACCGACAAACUGCGUGUGCAGCUAUAAAGCAUAUGGCGCUAGGUGUCUACGGUUUUGGUUGUGAAGACGCCCUUGUACAUUUAUUAAAUCACGUGUGGCCUAAUAUUUUUGAAACAUCACCACAUCUCGUGCAAGCAUUUAUGGAUGCUGUGGAAGGCAUGCGUGUAGCCCUCGGUCCUGUUAAAAUUCUUCAAUAUGCAUUACAGGGUUUAUUCCAUCCCGCGAGAAAAGUUCGUGACGUCUACUGGAAGAUUUACAACACUCUUUAUAUUGGGGGACAAGAUGCGUUAGUAGCUGGGUACCCAAGAAUACAAAAUGAUCCCAACAAUCAUUUCUUAAGAUAUGAAUUAGAUUAUUUGUUGUAACAUGAUUACGGUGUAAGUGUAUUAGGUGUUACAAUUUUGUGAAAUAUGUUGUAAAGUUGCGACUGUCAGUUUUUUCUGCAAUAUACUUGUAUGAGUCGAUAAUUUAAGAGUCUACAAGUUUUAAUAAUAUAUAGGUAUACAGUAAGUCUUAAAGAUAUGUAAUUCAAUUUUUGUUAUUUUCGUUAUAUCAGUACCAAGUAGAUGUUAAUAUAGAAGACUAGUAACACUUGCCUCUCCUU